This is a messenger RNA of Paraphaeosphaeria sporulosa, 1641 nucleotides long. RefSeq lists its product as uncharacterized. Gene Ontology annotation, cellular component: cytoplasm. Lineage: Eukaryota; Fungi; Ascomycota; Dothideomycetes; Pleosporales; Didymosphaeriaceae. Gene Ontology annotation, molecular function: ubiquitin protein ligase activity; zinc ion binding. The record is from RefSeq and is a predicted model, not a curated record. The annotation marks the transcript as partial. The transcript is spliced from 3 exons.
AUGGCCGAGUCGCAAUCGUCCAACAUCUCCCAAACAAAGCCGCGCACGAAUUCGGUCUCGCAAGCGUCGGAAGACUCGCAGACAGCAGCAGACUUCAUCAAGGAACAGCUCAAUCUUGAAGCUGAGGCUCGCGAGGCUCUCCCAUACCAAUUUGAUACUUGUACCCGUGAUCUGGGAGCUUUGCGGCAAGGGCUCUAUUCGUGCCUUGACUGCAACCCGCCACCGGCGGAUUCGUCAGACCCGUAUCAGCCGGCUGCUGUCUGUUACGCUUGCUCCAUCUCGUGCCACGGCGAGCACGCGCUCGUCGAGCUCUUUAACAAGCGCAACUUCGUCUGCGACUGCGGCACUACGCGCCUACCCGAGACGACGCCAUGUACCCUGCGCAUCAAUUCCGAGACUGGGCAGAAGGGCGGCGUGACUGGAGAAGAGCCGGCUGCGGGCAAUAAGUACAACCAGAACUUCCGCAACAGGUUCUGCGGGUGCAGCGAAGAGUAUGACCCACACCAGGAGAAGGGAACAAUGUUCCAGUGUCUGGGACUUGGCACAGUAGAGGAUGGUGGCUGCGGCGAGGACUGGUGGCAUCCCGAAUGCGUUCUUGGCCUCUCUAGGGAAGAGUACCUGAAGAGCAUCGAGAAGCCGCAGGCAGAGCGAAAAGAAGGCGAUGCGAAGACCAACGGGAUCACAAAAGACGUCAGCGUGACACGACUUGAAGAAGAUGCCGGAAGAGAUCCGGAUGCACGAAGACCCUCUGUCAUAACGGCUAUUGCUGCAGGUCUGCCUACUGAAAACGGUGUCGAUGGAAAUGACAUCGUUGCAACCGCCGAAGAAGAAGAGGCAGAUGAUGAUACACCGUUGCCUCUGGGAUUCCCUGCAGAGAACGACUUUGAAUACUUCAUCUGUCAUAAAUGUGUCGAGGCGUUCCCGUGGAUCAAGAAAUACGCCGGCUCUCCUAGCUUCCUCUUACCAGUGUACUUUGAUGGCGCCCUCAACCAAGCUAAAGCUCAGGACACACCCGCUUAUGCGAACGGAACGACCAACCGCGACUCUAAGAAACGCAAAGCAGACGACCAUGAGAAUAUUGCACCAGCAGGAUCUAUGGCUCCCCCUAAGAGGCAGAAGUCCGAGGACCCCGCAACUACACUCUCGUCCAUUCCGGAAGACACACCAAGCACUACUCUCACAUUGUCACCCAAGAAGGCUGACCCCGCCGCCACCGCACCAGAGUGCAAGCUCUCGUCUCUCCCCCCUCUUCCCGCACAAGCCCUCAAGACACCCUUCUCUCUAUUCCUAAAAGCUGACUUCCACGAUCAUCUCUGCCACUGCGCAACCUGCUUUCCCCUCCUGAAGCCGCACCCCCAACUCCUCGAGGAGGAAGACGUCUACGAACCCCCCAUCUCAGAAGAUGGCAACGACGCGGCCGGAUCGGUCGGCACAGGUUCGCUACUCGAGCGUGGCGAGGCGGCGUUCAGCAACAUAGACCGCGCGAGGGCAAUACAGGGUGCAAUGGCAUUCGCCCACUUGAAAGACGGCCUCAAGGCAUUCUUGAAACCAUACGCAGAUGAGGGGAAGCCGGUGGGCGCUGAAGAUAUCAAUGUGUUCUUCCAGAAGCUGAGGGGUGAUGAUGCGGCGAUCAAGGAAGCG